Sclerotinia sclerotiorum 1980 UF-70 is the source of this 1272-nucleotide messenger RNA. RefSeq lists its product with no specific name. The record is from RefSeq and is a predicted model, not a curated record. The transcript is spliced from 3 exons. The coding region runs from base 1 to 1272 and encodes 423 amino acids. NCBI's taxonomy places the organism in Eukaryota, Fungi, Ascomycota, Leotiomycetes, Helotiales, Sclerotiniaceae.
AUGUCGCAUCCAAUGGUUGUUCUCCCCAGUAAUGGGAGUCGCCAUCUUCAUGGUAUCAAACGCAAGCAUGAUCACGGUCAUGUUCACGAGGCUAUUCCCAAAAAUACAAACGGCAGUACCACCGAUAUUCCUACGCACCAGCACAAGAAGAAGAAGAAGAAGAAGAAGAACCAUCAUCAUCAGCAUCAAGAUGCGCAGCAGAAUGGUGAGGGCGAAAAGAAGAAAAAGCAGAAGCAAAAGUCAAAACACAAUUCUCAUGAAUUGCAGCGGAAAGAAGAUACAUUGAUGAGUGGAGGCCUAGGAGAGAUAAGCGCGGAAUUGGGAGAACCAAUCUUACCUCCUGCUCGCAAUUCCAAACAGUCGAUAGCUACAAUGCCCAAAGCCAUGAAGGAAAAGCAUGGAAAUGCAAGUGAAAGCAAGAAAAAGAAGAGCAAAUCAAAGAGUCUAAAGGCUGUACAUUUUGAAGGACUGAGCAAUGGCCAUACUCAAAGUAGUGGAGAGAAUGCGGAAACUGAGGGAGUCAGGAUGAAUGGCGAUUCGGCUCAGCGAAUGACAUCGAUCUUACCCGUUCGAUCUCACACUCCAAUUUUACCACUGACCUCCAGCCCGAUACUUCCUCCCACACGUCCAAGAGGAUACUCAAGUAACGGACAGACACCCAUUCUCCCACCAGCUUCUCCAAGUCGUUUGAAUCUUCUCCGCGUAUCUCCCAUAGCUUCAACUCCAAUUUUACCACCAACGUCACCUUUCAGAAAGAGGCGUGGCUCUACCGGCAACGCUUUUUCUCAACCACCACCAACCUUUUCGGUAGAGUCCCCUUUCUUGCAAGCUAGUUUACCGGCGUCCAGCAAAUCGGCUGAGCAUAAGCGUAAGGAUGAUGAUUGGGAGUUCAACACUGGCAAAAUUCGUGCAAUAGUCGGUAAUCCAAUGGAAAAGGAUGCACAGCGUGAAGAGAACAUCGCAUUCUCGUCCGACUAUAUCCGAUCACCAAUGCGCCAAUCGCAAGGUAUCAAUGUGGCGGGCGUCAAUUUCAACAUCGUUCAUCUUAAAAACCGUGGAACUAUAGUCUUGAAGGACAAGAAUAGCGGACUUCAAGUCUGUUCAGUGGCUCAAGGUAGCAUAUGGGUGUCCCUUGCAACUGAAAAAUUUCGCAUAUCUAAAGGUGGCAUGUGGCGUGUUAGAGAAGGCGAGAAAUGCUCGGUCAAAAGUCAAGACGGUCAUGAGUGUAUCCUACACAUGACCUCGAUUCCAAGUGCGUCUGCAUCGAUUUGA